AAGAGAGCAAAACGAAGCGAAGUGAAUAAUAAAAUAAAAUUGAAAAAUUAAAAAAACAAAACAGUUAUAGAUGCAACAAGCGCAAGCGUUGAUUAGCGCAAAUGGACUUUUAAUGUCUACGCACACAAUGAACGCAGAAGUGGCAGACAGUCACUGAUAUCACGAGUACGCCGCUUAUUUUCAAAUGUCAAUAGCCGACAGGCGCCAGCUUCACAUUUUCCAAGUGAAUAAGUGAAAGAGAAUAGUAAAAGUAAAAGUGAAAAAGUGUUGCGCCUGCACACCAAGGAACUGCAACCGAAAGCAAGUAAUAAUGUGCAAAUAAUCGCGCCUUACGCUUGAACUAUUGUCGUUCUAUAACUCGAAUUGUAAGACCCUUAUCCUUAAACCCUACUUAAAGAACAAGAUAUGGAUAAACCACAUAUCGAUACUGCAAUACCCCCAAAACCUGGCUCGCCUACCGCCUCCCACGCAUCAUCCAUCGCUUCAUUUGGCAGUGGUCACAAGACGCAUGGCGUGCAGAAGUUUUGUUCAAAAAUCCGACACAAAAUCGAAGAUAAUAUAGCGCCGCGUCUGACAGGUAAACUCUACAAAUCGCAGAAGCAUUCUAUAUCGAUGAGUUCGCUCAGUAUUGGGGACUCAACUAGCGGCAAGUAUACGAACAUCAGUAAACAGUCGACUUUGCCUUCCCUUCCUCCAAAGACGGAACAACAGCAAACAGGUACCACUUCUGCACACCGACGUCUCACCGGCAUGUUGAAACAUCAACGCCAACGCAUCACAAAAUCAACGAAGACGCUCAGUAAGCGUGAAAUCUCAGCGCCGAUCGGUGAAGUUGCGACUAAUUCAGGCAUAAUUUGUCCAGCACUCCUUGAAAAGGGUGGUUUGGUGGACAGCGGUCACGCACAGGACCUUAGAACGGUUGCUGGAUCACCCACUGAGGGUGCUAGCUAUGUCGAUAGCGAUGAAGAAUAUCAGCAGUUAAGCUUGAAUUUGACGAAACAAUCGUUGGAAGAUGAAAUCUUCGAGGAGCUCGAGAAGGCCGCACACGAUGAAACGAAAUUGAGUGCGGUUUUAAAGAACUUUGAUCGUCUAAUAAUCGACUACAACGAGAAUCCAGCUGUAAGCGCAGUGCCAGAGACAGGGCCACGUGUGGAAUGCGAUGUAGCGGUGGUGGAGGCGGCAGCCGCAGCACAAUUGGAGCUCUUGGAACUAGAGCCGCCGGUCGCUUUCGCCGAUUAUAGCGGCGAGAAGCAGAGUGAAGAAAAUUUGGUUGAAGAGAAGGUAGGUCUGCUUGAGCCCGUUGAUGAAAAUAAAGAAGUUAAGCCAAAUGCAAAACUUGAUGAAGCAUUCGCUGAUUCUAUUGAAACCAACAUGGGCGCAGCUGCAGUAUCGACUACGCCGGAGACUACUAAGCAGUCUGAGGCGAACACAACGCAGGAGUCCAAAGAUUUAAAGCAUGCUAAAGAUAUCAAGGAUUUCACAGCUGAGAGCAGUGUCCCCGCUGCGAACAACGCCGACAACUCAUUGAGAACAACAUCCAACAAUGAAAACAGCGUUUGCAGCAGCACUGUCACUGCGCAAGUUACUGAGGAUCCCAUGACACCGCCACAACCGCCUGUGCGUCCUAAGCGCUUGGAAAAAUCCAAAUCAUCCCUGGCUCUACCUAGACGUAAUGUCUAUCAGUCUCCAGACACUCCGACGCUACGAAAUAUACGCUAUGCGCUAGCUACACGUGUACGCUCCAAAUCCGUGUGGGAGUUGACACCCACCACGGCAGCGGCUGCGACCAAUAGCAAAAUUCCGGUUUUUAUAGCAUUACCGUUACAGAAACGUAGUAACAGCUUCUGCAGCGCUUCCUUAACGGAAAUGAUUGGCAAGCAGAAGCUGGUCGAUAACAAGAAUUUAACAGCUUUGAAGUCCGUUGUGACACAUAAAAGCAAAGAUUCCACAGGUACGCCAACAAACCAACGACGUCAACUGACUAAGGACGCACGUUCUGCGUCUGCGCUUUCGUUGUCAAGUAAAUCACGCUCGCGCUCGCUUUCCACCAACCGUAUACAGCAGCCAUUGCAGUCAACUCCACAAUUGCCAUCGCAAAACCAACCGACAUCUGGUCAACGUACCAAACGCAAGUCAUUAUCUGGAGAAAAGUUGACGCGCAGCAAUUCACGCCUACAAAUGGAGAGAACCAAAUCUUCAAUUGGCUUUAACUCCAGCACACUUGGCACAAACGCGAGUCCACGGCGCACACCCUCUAGCAGCAGUUUAAACAGCAGUCAGAGCAGCGGAAGUGUGUCGCGUGUCACCAACGGUAGCACAACUACGGCGCGCAGUCGCGAUGAGCUAUUGGACAAGUGCUUGGAGAAGGGUCAUGAAAUUUUGCGCAAAGUGGAAUCGAUAAACACGAAAGUUAGCGUGCGUAAGACACCAAUUGCGACGACACUCAAGUCGAAUGCCGGCAAAGGAACGGCUGCGAAGGCGCCGACAACCGGGCAAACCAAACGUGCUGCUACAACGUCUGCGACAGCCGCGUUGGCCAGCGCACGUACGAAAGUGAAAACAGCUGCCAGCGGUAGUGCAGCGUUGACAGGUAAAAUUACGAAAGAUGCGUGUGAUGGCACUUUGCGCCGCACAACUACCAACAAAACCGCCGCCGCUCCUCCAGCGGUGACUUCCACGAAACAGUUGAAAUAUGCGAAUGAGGAGAAAGUGCCGCAACCGCAGCUUGAGUUCUGCAAAAUAAUACCACCCGUAUUGGGAGAGACAUCCGAUAAGCACACCGAAUUAUUGGUUAAUGUGGUGCAGGCAAAGUUGAAUGCGCCUACCGCCACACAACAGCUGUCGAAACAACAGCAGACUGCGGCAAAUAAUACGCGCGAACAGCAAGCGUUUGAAAUAGCAGACGCCUACAAACCAACAUUACAUUCUAGUGCGCCCAUCGAAAAGCUAACCGACGUAAAUACAUCGCAUCACAACAACGAAUCAGACUCAGAUGACUCAGGACACAUAUCAAAUGAGAAUGACACAACCAUUCACACCCUAUCCACUUCCACCACCUCCAGUGUGAGCCUGUGUGAAUCCGAUAUUAUUGAGGAGGAGCAUUCCACAUUCCCGGCAGUGUCGCCUGACAACAAUGCAUACAAUUCCGAUACAGCUGCGAUCUCUAUGCAAACGAAAACUACCAAAGUCUCGGAGCUCCUUCAGAAGUUCGAGCAGCAAUCACAAGCUUCUGCGCAUAUGACUUUCGGCAAGCCAAUCGUGCGUGCGUCUAACAGCAACCCUAGUAAAGUGUGCACUGCUACACGCGUUGCCCAACUCGAGGCUGUGCAAUGCAUACAAACUCAAGUGGAGUUUUAUCCGACCUACAGCAAAGAGAUUUUAUUCCGCUCUGGUGUUUUGAGCGAAUUGGAGGCGAAACGUGAUGAACUGUUGUCGGAUCGCAUCAUACAGUUGCAGGCUUAUUGCCGCGGGUAUUUGGCACGUAAACAGGUGGCACGCCGACGCGUACAGGAGUUAGCCGUACGUUGCAUACAACGUAACGUCAAAGCGUUUCUCGCCGUUCGUGAUUGGCCUUGGUGGCGCCUUUUGGUGCGUGUUACGCCUCUGCUAAAUGUCCACCGUACCGAGGAGCAAUUGAAAUCGGCGAACGAGGAAUUGGCAAUGCUGCGCGCCAAAUUGGAGAAAAUCGAAAACGAUCGCAACGAAUUGAAGACUGAAAAUCAGAAAUUGGAAGCGAAGUUAUCCGAAAUGACAGUGGAUCUAGCCGAGGAGCGUUCCACUGCUAAUAUCGCCACCGAACGUCUUGAAGCGGAAACUGCCGAACGUUUGAAACUCGAAAAGGAACUCAACGAGCAACAAAAUAAGGUGAAAAAUUUGCAAGAGAACAGCGAGAAGCUGGAAAUGGAGCUAAUUUGUGCCAAAUCCGAUUUGAAUGGCAUAUCUGAAGAUGAGGAUCCCGAAAAUGAGGAAGGCGGCAGCGGUGUUUACAAGUUGAAGUAUGAACGUGUGGCGCGCGAACUCGAGUUCACUAAGCGACGUUUGCAGACGCAACACGAACACGAUUUGGAGCAGUUAGUGGGACUGAAAAAACAGCUGGAGAAGAAACUCUCCGAUGCUUACGAAGAAGUCGAGGAGCAACGUCAAGUUGUCGGUCAAUGGAAGCGCAAAGCGCAAAAGAUGACCAACGAAAUGAAUGAUUUGCGCAUGUUGCUCGAAGAGCAGAAUGGUCGCAAUAAUGUGUUGGAGAAGAAACAACGUAAAUUCGAUGCGGAAUGUCAGUCGUUGCAGGAUGCUGCUCGUCAAGAAAGAGUAACAAAGGAUAGGCUAUCACGCGAAAAGGACGUACUCAUCGCAGAGAAAUUCACAUUGGAGCAGAACUUAGCGGACACUCGUCUUGAGCUCGAACUCAAGGAAGAGAAGUUGGCGUCGCUACAACGUGAAUUGGAGGAGAUGACUUUCGGUGGCAGCACCGAAGAGGAAAUCGCACAGCUACGUCGUUCAAAGAAUGAAUUGGAUCGGCGUGUCAAAGAACAAGAAGAAGAACUGGAUGAGAUGGCCGGGCAGGUGCAAUUAUUGGAACAGGCCAAACUGCGACUGGAAAUGUCGCUCGAAACCAUGCGCAAAGAAGCGCGACGUGAGGCGCAACAACGCGACGACGAGUUGGAAGAAGCGCGCAACAAUUCUUACAAAAAGAUUAAAGCUUUGGAAUGCCAACUCGAGACUGAACACGAAGAACGCACUUUGCUAUUGCGCGAAAAGCACGAACUAGAGCGACGACUAUCAUCGAUGGAGGAUCAAGAUCGUAUGGAUCGUCAGGCUGAGGAGGCAGCCACACAAAAACUGAAACGUGAUCUACGCAAAUACAAGGCACUGUUGAAGGACGCGCAAGCGCAAUUGGAGCGGUCAAAGGCGGAAACGCCAGGUAAGGCACUCAUACGACAGCUACGCAACCAGCUCGAAGACGCCGAAUCGGCGCGUACACUCGUGAUGAAAGCGCGACAAGCGGCCGAAGCUGAGCUCGCCGAAGUGCAAGCCAUGUUCGAAGAGUCACAAAAGGGACGUAAUGAUGCCGAAGAUCGUGCUAAUGCAGCGCAUCGCGAUCGCGCCGAAUUACAGGCGCAAAUCGAAGAGAAUGAAGAGGAACUCGCAGAGUUAAUGAAGAAAUAUAGCGCAGCUGUUAAACAGUUAAAUACCGAGCAGAUCGCUGCUUCCGAGUAUGAGUUCAAGUUAUCCGAAUUGGAAGCAGAUCGCAAUAAUCUAAAGGAGCAGGUGAGCGAGCUGCAGCAACGCUUGGAAAAUGUGGAGAGUAUGGCUGAUCCUUCUACAGCGAUGCUAUCAAAACGCUUAGAACUGCGCACCAAAGAGCUAGAAUCCCGCUUAGACCUCGAACAAGCUACACGCACACGACUCGAAGUGCAAGUGUCGCGACUCAAAGAGACUCUCGAGAAGGUACAGAACGAUGUAGCGCAAGCGAAGGCACGUGAAAUGCAAGCGCAAGAUGCGCUCAAGAAAUCACAAAAGAGUUUACGUGACAUGCGCGAAGAGUACCAUGUGGCGGCGUCACGCGAACAAGAGUCGGUGACGAAACGCAAAGAUCUCGAAAAGAAACUGGAACAAGUGGAGUCGGAGUCGUCGGCACUAAAGAAUGAUUUGCGUUUGGCGCUACAACGCAUUGCCGAUCUGCAGCAGGCUAUGGAGGAGGACGAUGAUGACGUGAGCGACAGUGAGGACUCACACAGCACAGAUGGUUCACUUAGCGAUUUAGAGGAGCGCUUGCGCCCCAUCAAGGUAAAGCGCACCACAAACGGCGAAUUGAUGAGCCCGAGCUCAACUAAAACGCUGGUACAUGAAAAGGAUGACAAUAGUCCGAGAAUCACAUUGACCUCACCAUCAUCACCGCAUAUACAUAAAAUGGCGCGGCUGGCGAGGGCAGAGGAUGCCAAAGCGGAUGUGACGUCGAAUGACGUUGACAAAAAGGCAACAACCACGACGGCGACGAAUAGUAUUAGCACGGAGCGAAGUAGCGAAGGCUUGAAGAAUGGCGAUGCGACUCCAUAGGCUUGAGCAACAACGCAGGAAGAAGAAAAAACGUAAGCGAAAGUGCGACGUCAAGUCACACAUACAUUCAUGAGAGCGAAGGGACGUGCGUCGUGUGCUGCUGAAUGCAAAUUGGUGAUGCUGAAUUUCACUUAAUUUUAAUACUAGUUUAGCAGAAAAACAUAGCAAUGAAGCGAAAAAUUUAAAAGAUAACGGUAAACUAAAAAAAAAGGUUUUAUUAAACUUAACAAAAAUUGCAGAAUAAUGUAAAAGCUUACUUAGUCAGCAAUAAUUUGGGAAGAAAUUCGUUUCAAUUGUGUAUUUGAGAAUAAGAAUUUUAUAAAAAAUUGCGAAGUGAGCAACAACAAAGGCAUAGUAACCUAGCGGUAUAAAUAUGAAUGCACUGAGCGAGCGAGAGCGAAAGUUUUAAAAUGGCAAUCCAUUGACACGCAGAGUCUGAGCAACAUUUCUGUUUUGUAAAAGGUAUAUAAUCUAAAUAAAAAUAGAUUUAAAACAAAAGUCUCCAAAUGGAAGCAUCAAAGAAAAAACACCAAAAUUGCAUAAAUCACACAUUUAUAAAAAAAAAAUGCAAAUUUUUAUAAACAACAAAAAAAAUAUUUUAAUAUUUUGAUACAUAGAAAUUUUGUGGUAAAAACAGAUACAAAUACAACUACAACAACUACUAUUGCUACUAAAAAUAUUACAAAUAUUUAAUGGAAAAUUUAAAUUAAUAACAAUUAUUAGUCCAACAAACUCUUAGUCAAAGCAAAACAAGCACAUUUUAAAUGCAUACCAACAAAUAUACAUACACACACAUUUACAUACAUACAUAUAAUAGCUGAUUAGCAAUAUUGAGUUAGCCAAAUGAUGGACGGUACUACAUGCAUACAUACUACUAUUACGAAAACAAAACCAACUAUGAUUUAGAGGCUUUACUAAGUGCAGCUGAAAGUGUCGGCAUGUUUGUGUGCAAGCUAGAAAGCUGUUGGGAAGCUGUACGGCAUCUAAAAGCAUAAUUUUUACACAUUAAGCAUCCUUUUCCGGAUCUUUUAGCCCAAAACCACAUAACGGCAUAUGCUUUUCAGUAAACUUAGCAAAGCACUCGCUUUUUUGUCGCAAUUAUUUCUUUACAAAAGCAACAUUGCAAAUCAAAAUCACAAAAAUGAAGUUUAAAGGAAAUAAAAAUCAACAUGUGGAAAAAAAUCAUUGCAAAUACAGUAAAUAUGUUGUAUUUGCACAAUUUGUAUUUAUGUAAUAAUUUAUUUUUAAAAGAAACAACGAAAUGUUAAUUGCAUAUAUUUAAGUAAUUAGAGGUGUUGAAGCAGCUGCAGCUAUCUGGAUAAAACAAAUUAGCCACCCAUAUCAUACACCAAGCUUUUUAGUUAGUUUAAAGAUAAUUGUUAUAUCCGUUCUAAUGUCGCCAGCGCUUUGACACUUCGUCAUGUUAAGUUUUCUUUUUAAUGUUUCACAUCUUUUUUUCUUUGCUUACACAAUUUAUUAUUUUAUAUUUUUCUAUACAUAUAUCUAUAUACGUUUGUAUUCACUUAUAUAUACCGUUAUUCAAUGCUGUCCUCUGAUUAUGUUUAAAUAUUAUUUAAAUAACAUUUAGGCAUGUUUUUUUUAUUUUUAAUUAUGAAUGAAUAAUGUAUGUAAUUAAUUUCUAUACCAUUUGCAUACAUAUAUAAUUAAAUAAAAUAUAUGAAAAUUAUACAAUUGAAAUAA
Bactrocera dorsalis (oriental fruit fly) is the source of this 7758-nucleotide messenger RNA. It is a transcript of the gene Mhcl, whose product is annotated as unconventional myosin-XVIIIa. Gene Ontology annotation, molecular function: protein binding. The coding region runs from base 406 to 6057 and encodes 1883 amino acids. The transcript has 11 exons. The record is from RefSeq and is a predicted model, not a curated record. Gene Ontology annotation, cellular component: myosin complex. Lineage: Eukaryota; Metazoa; Arthropoda; Insecta; Diptera; Tephritidae.